AUGGUCAUAAAUAACGUGAAAGAGAGCUCAAUUUCUACUUCGUAUAUCUGUGAAACUCCCCCUAUUCAUAAUCAUAUGAACACUAAUGUAUUUAGUGUUUACGAUGCAUCGACAGGAUCAAUAACAACUAAAAAUCCAAUUCUUGUUGAAAUCGACACAAGCAAACCUGGACGAUAUAGUCCGAGUCCACUUAUUUUUACAACUGCUAAAAUUCAUACUGACAGCAAAACAAAACUAAUGGAACCAGUACAAGUUACACCCGUACCGAUACUAUCAACAAUUGAAGGUAAUUUAGUAAAAGCUGGAAUUGCUAGCAACGCUGACUCAAAAGCUAUUCCAUUAUCUAAAAUCUCUUCUGAAGGUGCGAAGGCUUUAUCUGGAAAACCAGAAAUUAAUUUAGUAUCAACUUGCAAAGAUAAAUCAUUAUUACCGACAGUGGCACUUUUUUUUUCAAAUGAAAAAAUUAAAAGUGAACCUUACACCACAAAUUCUCUAGAUUCUGCGAAUUUACCCCAUGAAGGUGAAAAACUUUGCAAUUUCCGGGAUACAACCGGUAAACCUAAAUUGGCAAAUAAUGAUACUAUGACUUUGAAAGGACAACCUGUUAAGGAACUUUCUACUACUGAAAACAAUUUUUCUACAACCGAUAAAGUCAAGAAAUCAACAGAAAUUUCGAAAAGGGCUGCUUGUAGUAAAAAUACAUUAGAAAAAGAUAGUUUGAUAGAAAAAUCAAACGAAAGAUUUCCUGAUCCUGACAAUAUUGACAGUAAAAUAUCGCCCGUGGACUUUAAAAAUCAAGAAAAUAUGCAUAAAAUAAAUAUAAAAUCACCAGAUGGACCGAAAUCGCAUUUGAUUUCAAAGGAUAAAGUUAAUAUAAACGCUUCUGUGAAUGGUAACAAAAAAUUGCAACGUCAAAAAAAUGCUUUAACAGAAGCCAUUAAUGAUUCUGUAAAUAACAUUUCAAAACCAAAUACGCAAAUUUAUGGGAACGAAGCCGAAAAGAAUAUCAGUACAAAAUCUGACAAAGUUACCUUACCUAAAGUUGAUUCUAAAAUUGACUUUGCUGCUCACGUUACCCUCCCGAUAGAUUCAAAGUUUUCUACUAUAAACACAUCUACAGCAAAUCAAGCAAAGGGCGUAUGCGUUACGACUCUACCGCCGACAGAAAAGAAGCCUUCACAGAGUACAAUAUCAGCUUCGACAUCUAAAGUAAAAUCUAUUACAGAAAAGGUAAAUUUAAAUCCCAUAAGUAUUCCUAAAUCUGCGAGUAAACCUUCAACACCUCAAACUAAUGUUAAUGAAACUAAAGUAUCAACAACUUCACCGAUAAAUCUCACUUCCACUGGUCCAUUAAUAAACAGCAAAUCGACUGCCAUUCCCGUAAGUGUAAAACCGGUUGUUUUAUCAUCUUCGUCUUGUUCUUCGCAGUCUGUUAAGACAGAUUCAUCAUUGAAAUGUACUGUAACAAAAGUUAAUACAACCUUGCCCUCGUAUAUUGUAUCCACAACUAAAACUAAAAUAGGUUCUACAUUUACUUCUGGUACCCCAGCAAUAACAUCAAACCCCCAAAUACAGAAACUACCAAUCAGUGUUAAUACUAAUAGUGCACAAGUCAAAUCAUUUUCAGCAUCGGCUGCUAAAUCCUUACCAUCUACAUCAGCUACAAAUGGUACUAAGCAUACAAAUGUUUCUAAACAAACGAAAUCAAAACCGGAUACUAUUAAAAAAGAUAGAGCUUAA
Messenger RNA from Pararge aegeria (speckled wood butterfly), 1740 nucleotides. Its product is annotated as probable serine/threonine-protein kinase nek3. The record is from RefSeq and is a predicted model, not a curated record. The coding region runs from base 1 to 1740 and encodes 579 amino acids. The transcript has a single exon. NCBI's taxonomy places the organism in Eukaryota, Metazoa, Arthropoda, Insecta, Lepidoptera, Nymphalidae.